Molecule: messenger RNA, 670 nt
Organism: Sphaerodactylus townsendi
Lineage: Eukaryota; Metazoa; Chordata; Lepidosauria; Squamata; Sphaerodactylidae
Product: semaphorin-3E-like
Exons: 6
Coding region: 149-670 (173 amino acids)
Biological process (GO): neural crest cell migration; negative chemotaxis; positive regulation of cell migration
Molecular function (GO): semaphorin receptor binding; chemorepellent activity
Source: RefSeq, a predicted model, not a curated record
UUCUUUGCAAGCUGCAAAUAUUAAAGGACCAUUGUCUCCCAGUGACAUCAACUCAGAUUUUGACCAGUUAACUGAAUAUACAGAACUCUGGGACUUGAACAGAACAUCAGUCUUUCAUAGUCCAUCUGGAUACCUUGGUCUUCAUGUAAUGCUUCUGGAUGAGUAUCAAGAUCGACUCUUUGUGGGAGGAAAGAACCUGGUUUAUUCCCUCAGUCUAGACCAAGUCAGUGAGGAUUACAAAGAGAUUCAUUGGCCUAGUACAUCUGUGCAAACAGAGGAAUGCAAACUCAAAGGAAGAUAUGCUGAAGAGUGUGCAAAUUACAUCCGUGUCCUGCAUCGGUACAACAGAACACAUCUCCUAGCCUGUGGGACGGGAGCCUUUGAUCCCACCUGUGCUUUUAUCAGAGUUGGCCAUCAAUCGGAGGAGGAAUGUGGCCUGGCUGUAUUUGCUUCCAUUGUGCAGACUUUUUGCUCUUUUGAGGACCAGUUCAACAUUAUGAUAUUUUACAAAAUUACACUGAAAAUAGUCACCAUUGUCAUGGAAAGUUUUGAUUUUUCUCAUGAUGAAAUGUAUAGCAAUUGUGUCAGUAUAUCUAACUCUGAACAGGGCGAGUGUGGAUCAAAAAUACACGCAGUGCGAUUAGGAACAGAAGGGACAUUUUUUCUGUGA